This is a messenger RNA of Pangasianodon hypophthalmus (striped catfish), 2531 nucleotides long. It is a transcript of the gene sra1, whose product is annotated as steroid receptor RNA activator 1. The record is from RefSeq and is a predicted model, not a curated record. NCBI's taxonomy places the organism in Eukaryota, Metazoa, Chordata, Actinopteri, Siluriformes, Pangasiidae. The transcript has 5 exons. Bases 95 to 793 code for a protein of 232 amino acids. Gene Ontology annotation, biological process: regulation of transcription by RNA polymerase II. Gene Ontology annotation, cellular component: nucleus.
CUAUAGAAACUCCUGAUGUUCCGGAUGUUCACACUUCAGGGUGUUGUGUCGGCAUCCGCAUCUUGUCUUGUCUUAAGUUUUGUGAUUGUCUGCUAUGAGCGACUUUUAUAUUAAACCAGGGAAUCAGGAGCGGGGGUGGAAUGACCCUCCACAGUUUUCAUACGGCUCACAGACCAACACUGGAGGACAGAGACGGAAUCUGCUCAACAAGAGGGUUCCUCCACCUCAGCUCUCAGCUCAGAGUCCUGGAUCGGGGUUACAUCCCUCUCCAGCCAUUAAUUCAGUUCCACCAAGUAAUUCAGUGCCUCCUCCUGUGGCUGGAUUCACUCCAUCUCCUAAGAGUCACAUUUCUUCAGAUGGAGUAGCAGAUUCACACCAGUCUUCUCCGAAGAUCCAGCCUGACUCGACUGUACAAGUGAAGAAUGAACCAAACCUUAACAGUGUUCAAGCACCACUUCUCUGGGCGCUGACUGCAUGUCGGCAAACUGUGAAGAAACAGGUGUGUGAUGAUGUUGAGAGACGACUGAAUAUAUUUGAAGAGAUGUGGACAAGUGGUAAACUCUCUCUUCCGGUCAAAUGUAGGAUGAAUGGACUUUCCCAAGAGCUGAGCAAUAAGAAUUGGGACAAAGCGGAUGAGAUCCACCGAGCCCUGAUGGUGGACUACGUUAAUGAAGUGAGCCAGUGGAUGGUGGGUGUCAAGCGUCUAAUUGCGGAAACUCGCAACCUGAGUCCAGAGCUGCUGCCCACCGACGUGACGACUCAAAGCGAGGACUCUGCUGAUCCAUCGCAAUGAGGAUGUGUUUUAGGCUUUCCUCCAUUUCUUCUGAGCCUUACUGAUUACAGGACACUACUCUUUAGACCAUUUUUCCAGAGCUGCUGUGAUUAUAGGAGGGAGAUUUUGUGUUAAUGCUGCAAUACUGCAGUGCUGUUAAUACUAUAAUAAUAAUAGGGUAUGAUAUUCUUAUCAUUUUAUUGCUCUUUAUAUCACUGAUUAUAUGGACAGAAAGUGAACUGAAUAAGGGUUAAUAUCAGUGAAGGAUGUUAUGGUUUUAAUGGACUUUAUGAAUUUACUGAUAUAGUCUUAUUGUGUAAGUAAAGGGAACUUUCCAAAUCUACAAUCUUAUCAAAUUAAACUGCAAUACUGCAUUAUGAGACAACUAUGUUGAGUUUACAUUUUUUUCCUAUGCAACCACAUCUUUCAAUAUUUUUUUUCCAAAUAACUCUGUUUACUUUAGAUUCCCCAACCUGUGCGUUGGGGUGGCAUGACUGUUUCUACAGCAUUUCCCAUCCUUUAUUCAAGUUGUUGGCUAUGUACUGUAUAAUUAAAUAAAUGUAUACAGAAUGCUAUAGUCCCUGGUUCUCAUUUAUCAAAGUGUGUGUAGAACUGAUUCUAAAUCUGUGCGUAAAAGCCACCAAGGCACACAAGAAACUUGGUGUUUAUCACACGUGCUUACGCACAGCUGUGAAUCCCACACUUUCUAAAUGGAUGGGCUCGUGCACGGCCCCACUCAUUUGCAUACAGAUACACCCCCAAAUCACCAUAUAUGUAUGUAUAUAACAAUGUACAGUCCCCUCCCAAAGUAUUGGAACGGCAAGGCCAAUUUAAUUGUUUUUGCUAUACACUGAAGACAUUUGUGUUUGAAAUCACAAGAUAGAUCAGAAAUUCAGCUUUGAAUUCCUGAUAUCUGCAUCUAGAUGUGUUAAACAACUAUUUUAACCCACCCAUUUUUGGUGGGUUUUUCUUGUUGCCCAGGUGUGCUCUGUUAGAUUGAGUAUUUAAACAAUUAAUAGCACUGAAUGUCUACUCUUGGUUUGAGCCCUAGGUUACACCUGUGAUGACAGUGUUUAUUGUUAAAAAGGAUAAACCAACAUCAAGACCAGAGAGCUGUCUAUGGGAGAAAAGCAAGCCAUAUUGAAGCUGAGAAAAGAGGGGAAAAUCAGUGAGAGCAAUUGCACAAACAUUGGGCAUAGCCAAUACAACAAUUUGGAAUAUCCUGUAAAAGAAACAAACCACUGGUUCAGUCGAAAUUUAACUUGUAGUUUAUUCUCCCUCAUAUUAACAGUACUAUUAUUGUCUACAUUAUGUUCUUACAUUUGACUUCUGUUUUGACUUCAGUUUGUACUUGUUGAUUGUCUGCACACUUACUUACCUCAUGAUUUAGUCUCUGGGUUGCAGUCAUCCUGUAUGUGAUGUGAUGUUUUACUUUUAUAACAUCCGCAAAGUUUUAGUUUCUGAUUGCUUGGUGCCAUAGAAGAAACCAGUUUGAGGCAGUUUUAUUGUGCACCUUGCAGUCCAGUAAUCUCGUGUAACCCUGUCUUUACUCUUCCUUUGUUAGACUGAUGUGAUCAUUUACCAAUAAGAUGUAGAUCCUCCUUUUCUCCAUAAUCAUGCUACAAUUCUGCAGUAUAUGAAGUGAUUUAUGUGUGAUUUUAUUUCUGACUGAAUUCCUCUUGUACUCUUUGUUCACUGAGAGUAUACUCUCUCUCUUCUAUGGCAUAAUAAACACCUUUUUUGAUUGAGCAUACCUUCA